GAGAAAAGAUGGAAAGAAAAGAGCAGGAAAUAAAGGAAGAAUUAGCCGAAGGCAAAAGAACAAGACAAGAAAAGAAGAUAGAAAAGAAAACAGAAGGAGCAAACAACAAGGAAAGGCAAGAAGGAAUUAAUGAGGAAGAAGGAAGACAAGAGAAAUAA
This is a messenger RNA of Racocetra fulgida, 158 nucleotides long. Lineage: Eukaryota; Fungi; Glomeromycota; Glomeromycetes; Diversisporales; Gigasporaceae. The record is from the annotation of a GenBank genome assembly.